AUGGAGAGCGAGUGGGCAGAGCGGCGGUUCUAUCCGUGUACGGCCGAGGCGUACGAGCUGCGCGAGGUCAUCGGGGUGGCCGAGAGCGGACGGUCGGUGGUGUGGCGGGCAUGGGCGGCAUCGAUGAAGAAGGAGGUGGCGGUCAAGGUGGUGGAUCUGGACACAACUCAGGGGAGACUGAUCCAGGUUCAGGCUGAGGUCUCCAACAUGGGCCUCGCCUGGCAUCCCAACAUCCUCCCCUACUACGUCUCGUUUGUCAAGGACUCAUCGCUGUGGAUUGUCAUGCGGCUGGCGCGCGGCUCGCUGAGGGACGUGCUCAACUCGGCUUUUCCCACGGGCUUUGCCGAGGAGGCCAUCAUUGCCUCGGUCCUUGCGCCUGUUGUCCGCGCCUUGGCUUAUCUGCAUGAGCACGGGCGCAUCCACUCGUGGGUCAACGCCUCCAACAUUCUCGUCACCCACUCGGGCGAGGUUCUCCUCGACGCUUUCUCGUGCAUUGUCGCUACGCCUCCUGCAAACACAGGCUUUGACUUGCUCGCAGCGGCGUUUGCCGCCGGCGCCUCGCCAUGCUGGACCGCGCCCGAGGUCCUUCAGCAAGCGGCCGGCUACGAUGCGCGCGCCGACAUCUGGUCGCUUGGCAUCACCGCCAUGGAGCUCGCGCUCGGCUUUCCACCCUACGCGCAGUGGCCGUCGAUCAAGAUCAUGUACCACGUGCUCCACGACGAGCCGCCCACGCUCACGGCACUGGAGCGCGAGCGGUUCGGCUCGUCGAAGCGCAAGUUCUCCAAGGCCUUUCGUUCGUUUGUGGCGUCGUGUCUUGUCAAGGAUCCGGCCGCCCGAGCGCCGCUGGCCAAGCUCGCCGAGUCCAAGUUCUUUCGCCUCGCCAAAAAGCCCGGGUACCUUAUCAAAAAGGUGCUCGAUCACACGGUCCUUGUCCACGACCACGAUGUCGCCACCAACGAAGACACCGAGUCGCUGGCAGCCAUCCUCAAGUGCCGGCUGCGGUCCAAGACCGGCAACGAGCCGGCGUCGUUCUGGGACUUUCCAGACAAUAUCACCGACUCGGUCGACGCGCCACCACCGGCACGCCCAAAGCGAGGCCGCCGCGGGCAUGCCCGCCGACGCACAAAGUCCAAGAUCCGGGUCCGGGUUCGGGUCCGCCGCUCACGCUCGGCAUCGACUUCGCGCGGCCACACGUCGUACUCGCGCUCGCGGGCCGACUCGCUCUCGUCCGACUUUUUGGACCGCGUGGUCAACAACGAGUGCUCGCUCACGACCGAGUCGACGACUUCACUGGACGAGGACGACGAUCUCACCUGCGUCUCGUCGACGACGCGAUGAUGUCCGACUGCUGUGUGACGAGCAAAUCCCGCUCUGCAUGGGCAAGCCAAGUCACCCCUACGCCGCUGGGCUCCCAUGCACCGGCUGCUUUCAUCGACUGCAGUGAAUCGAUGUCUGUGC
Messenger RNA from Thecamonas trahens ATCC 50062, 1458 nucleotides. RefSeq names its product STE/STE20/FRAY protein kinase. The coding region runs from base 1 to 1338 and encodes 445 amino acids. Lineage: Eukaryota; Apusomonadida; Apusomonadidae. The transcript has a single exon. The record is from RefSeq and is a predicted model, not a curated record. Gene Ontology annotation, molecular function: protein kinase activity; protein serine/threonine kinase activator activity; ATP binding. Gene Ontology annotation, biological process: protein phosphorylation.